This is a messenger RNA of Chironomus riparius, 241 nucleotides long. The record is from the annotation of a GenBank genome assembly. NCBI's taxonomy places the organism in Eukaryota, Metazoa, Arthropoda, Insecta, Diptera, Chironomidae.
AUGAAACAUUUUUUAUUGAAUAUGUUUACUUAUGAACAUUCUCAAAGAGCUUAUACUCAUGAAGAUACUGAAAAGAUAUAUGCUCAGUGAGUUUAUUUAUGACUAUAUGCUCAUCUGAGCACAUUCAUGAGUGCAAUCAGUUAAAGUCAAAAAAUUCAAAAAUUAAUCAAGUUAAAUUUGAGUUUUUUAUAAGGACAAUUUUAUGAAUAAUUUUGGAAGAGUUAGAAAUUAUUAUUAACAU